Molecule: messenger RNA, 1117 nt
Organism: Oppia nitens
Lineage: Eukaryota; Metazoa; Arthropoda; Arachnida; Sarcoptiformes; Oppiidae
Product: galactose mutarotase-like
Exons: 2
Coding region: 8-1117 (369 amino acids)
Biological process (GO): glucose metabolic process; beta-D-galactose catabolic process via UDP-galactose, Leloir pathway
Molecular function (GO): carbohydrate binding; aldose 1-epimerase activity
Source: RefSeq, a predicted model, not a curated record
UACAAUAAUGUGCGCACAGGUGAAUAUAUUUGAUAGUCAGCGCAAUGUUAAACAAUACACUAUACAGAACCUGAAGGGCACACUUGUGGUCAAACUACUCGAUUACGGCUCUAUUAUUACAAACAUACUGUUCACAGACAAGACUGGUCGACAACUGGAUCUGGUUUUAGGAUACGACACCUUUGAUGGCUAUCUGCGCAAAGAUAAUCCAUAUUUUGGUGCAUUAGUGGGACGGGUGGGCAAUAGGAUAGCAAAUGGUCAGUUCACUUUAAAUGGUACUAAAUAUCAACUGGACAUCAAUGACUCGGCCGGUCAUAACACACUUCAUGGAGGACUCGUCGGGUUUGACAAAAAAAUGUGGACAUUCAAGACAUCGACACCCGAUUCGAUAACACUAGAAGUGAUCAGUUCAGAUGGUGAUCAACAUUUUCCCGGAAGUGUUAGGGCUGGUAUAACAUAUACUGUAACUGAAGAUAAUGAGCUCAGACUUGAAUAUACAGCACAGUUAUUACCGGAUUCACCGAAAGACACGACAAUCAUCAAUCUGACCAAUCAUUCCUAUUUCAAUUUGAAUGGUUGUACUGAUCCCUCAGCCAUAUCUACUCUUAAUCACGAGCUUCGUAUGAAUGCCGACCAGUUUCUCGAAGUCAACAAARAGCUUAUACCCGACGAGAAGGUGAUCCUCACGCGUGCCCUUCCGGUGAUGGACUUUACGGGUACCACACUUAAGAAGCUGUCCGAUCGGAUACCUAAUCUUAUCGAUGGUUACGAUCAUUGCUAUGUUGUUAACGGAUCCAAAAUUCAGUCAACUAUUUGUGGAAAUCAAACAAUGAAUGAGGCGGUGGUUAUCAGGUCUCCAAUGACUGGCAUAACUAUGAGUUUCUCGACUACUGAACCGGCCUUUCAAUUCUAUACAGGAAAUGGUCUCAACAAUACAUUUACAACUAAAACAACUCAAAGCAAACAACCGCUUAAACUGGACAAACACUCAGCCUUUUGUUUGGAGGGACAGAAAUAUAUCGAUGCCAUUAAUCACACGAAAUGGCAAAAUCAAGUGAUUCUUCAUCUAAAAGAUACUUACAAACAGACGACUGCUUAUAAAUUUACUAAUCAWUAG